AUGUUCUCUCGGCUUGUUUGCAUCAGUGAUUAUGAACAACAUGCUAAAUCUGUACUUCAGAAGUCUAUAUAUGACUACUAUAAAUCUGGGGCAAAUGAUCAGGAAACCUUGGCUGAUAAUAUUGCAGCAUUUUCCAGGUGGAAGCUAUAUCCAAGGAUGCUCCGGAACGUUGCUGAAAUAGACCUGUCGACUUCUGUUUUAGGGCAAAAAGUCAGUAUGCCUAUCUGCGUUGGGGCCACUGCCAUGCAGUGCAUGGCUCACGUGGAUGGGGAGCUUGCAACAGUGCGAGCCUGCAGGUCACUGGGGACUGGCAUGAUGCUGAGUUCCUGGGCCACCUCCUCAAUUGAAGAAGUGGCAGAAGCUGGUCCCGAGGCGAUUCGCUGGCUGCAGCUGUACAUCUACAAGGACCGUGAGGUCACCAAGCAGCUUGUGCAGAGGGCUGAGCGAAUGGGCUACAAGGCCAUAUUUGUGACGGUGGACACACCUUACCUGGGCAACCGCUUUGAUGAUGUGCGUAACAGGUUCAAGAUGCCACCCCAACUCAGAAUGAAAAAUUUUGAAACCAGUGAUUUAGCAUUUUCUCCUAAGGAAAAUUUUGGAGACAAAAGUGGACUUGCUGCAUAUGUGGCUAAAGCAAUAGACCCAUCCAUCAGCUGGGAGGAUAUUAAAUGGCUGAGAAGACUGACAUCUCUGCCCAUUGUUGCAAAAGGCAUUUUGAGAGGUGAUGAUGCCAAGACGGCAGUUAAACACGGUUUGGAUGGGAUCUUGGUGUCAAAUCAUGGGGCUCGACAGCUUGACGGGGUGCCAGCCACUAUUGAUGCUCUGCCAGAAAUAGUGGAGGCUGUGGAAGGGAAGGUGGAGGUCUUCCUGGAUGGCGGUGUGCGGAAGGGAACUGAUGUUCUGAAAGCUCUGGCCCUGGGAGCCAAGGCUGUGUUUGUGGGGAGACCGAUCAUUUGGGGCUUGGCUUCCCAGGGAGAGAAAGGUGUUCAGGAUGUUCUUGAGAUACUGAAGGAGGAAUUCUGGUUGGCCAUGGCUCUGAGUGGGUGCCAGAAUGUGAAAGUCAUCGACAAGACAUUGGUGAGGAAAAAUCCUUUGGCUGUUUCCAAGAUCUGA
This is a messenger RNA of Budorcas taxicolor (takin), 1113 nucleotides long. RefSeq names its product hydroxyacid oxidase 1 (gene HAO1). The record is from RefSeq and is a predicted model, not a curated record. Bases 1 to 1113 code for a protein of 370 amino acids. Lineage: Eukaryota; Metazoa; Chordata; Mammalia; Artiodactyla; Bovidae. The transcript is spliced from 8 exons. Gene Ontology annotation, molecular function: oxidoreductase activity; FMN binding.